Gadus chalcogrammus (walleye pollock) is the source of this 5692-nucleotide messenger RNA. Its product is annotated as endoplasmic reticulum aminopeptidase 1-like. Gene Ontology annotation, molecular function: zinc ion binding; peptide binding; metalloaminopeptidase activity. The record is from RefSeq and is a predicted model, not a curated record. Gene Ontology annotation, biological process: proteolysis; peptide catabolic process. The transcript is spliced from 19 exons. Lineage: Eukaryota; Metazoa; Chordata; Actinopteri; Gadiformes; Gadidae. The coding region runs from base 303 to 3137 and encodes 944 amino acids. Gene Ontology annotation, cellular component: cytoplasm.
AAGAAUACGGAAGUCUUGUUUAUGACACCGACAAUCCACUUCCAACUGUGCGCAGCAUCUCAAAAACUAUACAACCUUUGAAUAAAGUCAAUCAAGUUCAUAACUUAGACUGUAUACACCCGUUGAAAACUGAAUAACUUUAAAUUCAGAGAUGGACCUGUCUCACGAAACGACUUUAGUAUACCUUUGGGGACGCUCCCAGCAUGCAGUUCACCUCCAAUGAAUCGUUUGUUUUCACUUUCACUUUGGGGGAGAAGCCGCCGCUGACAGGAGUGGUGUAAACCCAACGUUCCUUCGCCACCAUGCUAGCUGUUCCUCUCCUCGUACUCCUCCUGCUGGAGGCCAGCGUUCCCUCCCUCGCGGCACAGCUACCGGGCAGCGACGCUGCCGGGACGCCUCCCCGCGCCGACCAAGCCUUCCCCUGGGAACGCAUGAGGCUCCCCCAGACAGUGGUUCCCCUUCACUACAACCUCACCGUCCACCCCGACAUGAACACACUCCGCUUCACCGGCGUGGUCCACAUCGAACUGGAGGUCCUAGAAAACACCACGACCAUCGUCCUUCACAGCAGCGAGCUGCUCAUCUCCAAGGUGACGCUCCUGGUGCCUGGGGGACCUCCGACCCCCCUGCGCUUCCUAGAGCACCCUGCUUCUGAACAGUUAGCUCUUCUUUCCGACCGGGUCCUCUACCAAGGCGGGACGUAUGACGUUCUGCUGGAGUUUUCCGCCAACUUGUCAGAUAACUAUCACGGCUUCUAUAAGAGCAGUUACCGGGCGAGCAGUGGGGAGAUCAGGUACGUGGCCUCCACCCAGUUUGAGGCCACCAGCGCCCGGGCAGCCUUCCCAUGCUUUGACGAGCCAGCGUUCAAAGCUAACUUCACAAUUCAGAUCGUACGGGAGCCACGCCAUAUCGCCAUAUCCAACAUGCCCAAGAUAAACACAGUAGAGUUGGCCGGGGGCUUGCUGAAGGACUACUUUGACACCAGUGUGAGGAUGAGCACAUACCUGGUCGCCUUCAUCGUGUCCGACUUCCUGUCUGUCAGCAAGACCACCCAACACGGGGUCAAGAUUUCCGUUUACGCGUCACCAGAGAAGAUUGACCAGACCUCCUUCGCAUUGGAUGCUGCGGUCAAGCUGUUGGACUUCUACGAUGACUUCUUUGACAUCCCCUACCCGCUGCCGAAGCAGGACCUGGUGGCCAUCCCAGACUUCCAGUCGGGGGCGAUGGAGAACUGGGGUCUGACCACCUACAGGGAGGCACGCCUGCUCUUCCAACCCAAGUCCUCAGCCUCCGACAAGCUGGGCAUCACCAUGGUGAUCGCUCACGAGCUGGCCCACCAGUGGUUUGGGAACCUGGUCACCAUGGAGUGGUGGAACGACCUGUGGCUCAACGAGGGCUUCGCCAAGUUCAUGGAGUUUGUCUCGGUGGACAUCACCUACCCCGAGCUUCAAGUGGAUGACUUCUUUCUGGGCAAAUGCUUCAACGCCAUGGAGGUCGACUCUCUCACCUCCUCCCAUCCCGUCUCCACCCCGGUGGAAACCCCCUCCCAGAUCCGGGAGAUGUUUGAUGACGUCUCGUACAGCAAGGGGGCCUGCAUCCUGAACAUGCUGCGGGACUUCCUGACCCCAGAGGCCUUCAAUGAGGGCAUCAUCCGCUACCUCCGUCGCUACAGCUACCAGAACACCGUCAACAGCCACCUCUGGCAGAGCCUCUCCAACGUGUGUAAGUCCGACCAGUUUGAGGUGGGCGGAGUCCAGCAGAAGGCCUUCUGCUCCGAGGGGAAGCUGCGACCCGAGGGCUUUAAAUGGUACACAGACGACGAGUUGGACGUGGGCACCAUCAUGGACACCUGGACGCUGCAGGAGGGCUUCCCAUUGGUCACGGUGGAGGUGAAAGGCCGCGAGGUCAGGCUCCAUCAGGAACGCUACCUCAAAACGGACGGUCCCGCCCUCAGCGACGGGUUCCUGUGGAAGAUCCCGUUGACCUACAAAACCAGCCACUCAAACACCAUCCAACGCUUUCUGCUGGAGAACAAAACUGACGUCCUGUACCUGGAGGAGGAGGUGGACUGGGUCAAGUUCAACGUGGACAUGAGCGGCUACUACAUGGUGCACUACCAGGGGCAGGGCUGGAGCGGCCUGACCCGCCUGCUGCAGACCAACCACACGGCCCUGAGCAGCAGCGACCGUGCCAGCCUCAUCAACAAUGUCUUCCAGCUGGUCAGUGUGGGCAAGGUGCCGCUGGACACGGCCCUGGAGCUGUCCCUGUACCUGUCCCGGGAGAUGGAGACCCUGGCGGUCACCCAGGGCCUCAGCGAGCUGGUGCCCAUCUACAAGCUGAUGGAGAAGAGGGACAUGAAGACGCUGGAGAACCAGAUGAAGGGCUACAUCGUGGAGCUGUUACAGACCCUCAUCGACCAGCAGACGUGGAGCGACUCCGGGUCGGUCUCUGAGAGGGUGCUGAGGAGCUACCUGCUGCUGUUCGCCUGCGUGCGCAACCAUGCGCCCUGCGUGGAAAAGGCCAGUAGGCUCUUCCACAGCUGGAAGGCCCUGGACGGCAACAUGAGUCUCCCCAGUGACAUCAGCCUCUGCGUGUUUGCUAUUGGAGCCCGCACUCCAGAGGGGUGGGACUUCCUGUAUGAGAUGUACGGCCGUUCCCCGGACACGUCAGUCAAGAGCCGCAUAAAGACGGCGCUCUCCAUCAGCCCCCUGACGGACAAACUCCACAUACUGCUGGAGGAGAGUUUUCGUGGGGAGGUUCUGAAGACCCAGGAUCUUCCCCAUGUGGUGAUCGCUGUUAGCAAGAACCCCCAUGGCUACAAGCUAGCAUGGGACUUCCUCCGGGCAAACUGGCCGGCCCUGAUCAAGAAGUUUGGGGAGGGCUCAAGCUCCAUAGCCCGCAUGGUGACUGGAGUAACAGACCAGUACUCCACCCCACACAUGCUGAAAGAGGUUCAGGAGUUCUUUGGCUCCCUGACCAAGGAGAUGGGCUCAGAGCUGAGGUGCAUCCAGCAGACGUACGAGACCAUUGAGUUGAAUAUCCGAUGGGUGGACAAACACCUGCCCCUGCUGCAGGCCUGGCUGGACAAACACACGAGCAGAGGGAAAACGCAACAUACUCGACACGAGGACCUUUAGGUCCAUCCGUUAACGCUGGCAAUGGAAGUGGGUUGCCCACUGUGAAGACUACUGUCUAAAUAGACUUUCCCAAAACAUCCAACACUUGUUGUCUGGCUUAAUGAACCAUUUACGUAGGAGUCCCACGUGGGGCCGUCGGAGUUCCACCUUUUUCUUGUAAAUAGACAUUUUUUUGAGGUCAUUGCCCUAUUGACUCAUUUCUAUUUUAUUCUUUUUUCUGAAUUGGAAAAAAAAUGGUCAUUGCCCUAUUGACUCUAUUCCCUGCAAAUUUGUUUGGUUUGUUCCGUUUUUCUAUUUGAAUUAAAUGGCCACAUGGGUAUGAUCAUAGUUGUUCUUUUACCAGACAUGGUGCAUAUUGUGACCAUGUCAUAACCCCUCUCUCUUUCCGCUGGUACUCCAGUAUCAGGUCCGAAGAAACUGGACCUGAUACUCAAACAGGGUUGUCCUGUUAGGUUGAUUCUCGUCAGCCGUUGUCACACCAAAAGCGAAGCAGAUUUUUGCCUCCUGUAUCUCGCUUGAGCUUGACCAUGCAAAUCACAAAGUUAACUUGAUUGAGUAAAAACCAACACAACCAUCGAAUUUUUACCCAUUUCUAGAGGGGGUGGGGCUUACAAAUGUACUUAUUGUAAGUCGCUUUGGAUAAACGCUUUGGAUAUCUUUGUCCUCAUGAAUGCCAACGCUUAUUUCUGCCACUUCAUUCUUAAAAUGUACAUUUACAUUUAAGGCAUUUAUCCAAAGCGACUUACAAUAAGUACAUUUGUCAUAAGAAGUGCAACAAUAUAUCGCUGUCGGUACAGUAGGGAUGUUCAUAGAACCAAGUGCAAGUACAACAAUCGCUAGGCUAACCAAUUCCCUGUUUUACAGCAAUGAUAGCAGCUACUGCAGUUGCUACACAGUUAGGUACUAUCAUACAAUACAACACAAUACAAUACAAUGUACAAUGGUGGCCAGAAGGGGGAGGGUGGCUAUGCAGAGUCGAGGUGGACUCUUACCAACCAUAGAGAUAACCACUGCUGCGACUCUUUGCUUGUUAUGGAAGUACCAGAGAAGACAACCCAGAGAACAUGUCUGGGUUCAUAACUUCCUGCACUCAGAACGGUGAAUUUCACCAUCUUCUCCAGGAGCACAGUCUGGAUGACUUCCAGCGCUCCUUGUGGCUGACAAGGGUCCAGCUUCAUGACCUGCUAGCUGGGAGCGGUGAAGGGGUUUCUCAGGGGGACACCAACUACAGGCGUUCCAUCCCAGCUGUGGAGCGCCUGUCCUUCUGUCUCCGAUGAGUGGUAGUUUCUUAAUUGGUGAGUCAAUCAAAAUCGACACAUAUUUACUUGCAUGUCACAAGUCAGCUGAAUUAAUAUCACCUACUGCAGCGGUAUGAACCCAAAAUAAACGUAGAUUAGCCUGAUUUGGAGUAACGUUAAUGUUAUCUUUAGAUGAUUAAAAUGUUGUGUAGGAGCUUUAUCCCCACAUCAACAGUAGUAUACCUACAAGGUUGCUAAACACAUUCAGUACGUUUACAUGCGCCACUCAUCCAAUUACAGCCAUAGUUCGACUAUGCUCCUCAAUUCAAUAUCAUCCGACUGCAGACACAAAUGGGCGGUACCGUGUCGUGGGCGUUCUCGUUCACGCAGACUAAAACGCCCCCCCGGCGUUCUCGUGUGAUGGGCGUUUUCGUCUACGCAGGCUGGAACGCCCCGUUCUUCGUCGUCGAUCUAGUAGCAUUGGCAGCUUAGAACUGACGUUAGCGCCCCCUUCUUUUUCGAUCUCGUAAUACGGGUACGUUAGCCAGCUGAGCCUACAGAAUGUUGGCUUACAUUUAUGUGUCGGAUCUCGGCCCAAACUUUGCAUCAAACUUGAUGCAACACGAUCAUUACAGGGAGGCUCCAUGAUCUCAUGUUCAUUAUCUUCUGAGUUAGUAUAGGUAGGGUAUUAGGUAUAAUAAGUGAUAUGUUUGAUAUAGUUGUUUAAGAAUAUGCCCAAAUUAAAUAAUUAAUAGAUUAAAAUAACACUUGGGACAUUAUGCAGUUCAAAUCCAGUUACCAGACACUAUGAAGGCUCAAACAGUAGGCCAUUUGACUCCAAGUGUUCACUUACUUUUCCCAUUGAAUGUUUUCAAUAAAGACAAAAUACAGUAAUUGCUCUGUAACAAUUAACCUUACAACAUACAUCGUAGGCACAAAUGUAUGUUAUAUACAUCGUAUAGCAUUUGUCACAAAAACAAAAAAGAAAGGAGUAAUAAAAUACCAGCAUUUCUGGGCAGAUACAUUUACUACAGUAGUAUGUACAUUUACAAAUGAAAGGGAUUGCAAAAAUGACGUCCCAAAUAAAACGAAAAAGGAGUAAUAAAAGAACAUUAUGCUAGGCAGACAUCUUUUAUGACAAACCUGCCAUAUGCAACGUGCCUCAGUACCAGGGGUGCGCUUGGCCAAUUCUUCUUUUUUGAGAAGCCUUUGAGGCGUAGCGCAAGGCCACUGACACAGCCUGCAUUGUUGUAAAUCUUUCUAACCGUUAUGUAGAUGAGAUUGUCUUUAUUAAGCUUAAUGUCCCCUGCCAAACUG